GGCAGAGCAUCUACCUCAAGAUGCUGAUGCACAUGGGUAUGGAUCGCAACUACGUCCACCUCUGCAACGGCCUGCUCAGCUGCUGCAUCCUGUUUCCGAUCGUCGUGUUCUUCGAGGUGCGUCGGUCGACCUACCAAAUGAUUCGCUGGGAUCACGUGUUUAUCAGCGCCUUCCUCCAAUAUCUGAGCUCGAUCUCUUCCUAUUCAGCGAUGUAUCUCUUCUCGUCGCUCUCGUAUUCGAUCGCCAGCACUUUCAAGCGUGUUUCGAUCAUCGUGGCGACCAGCAUCAUCCUUGGAAAUGUUCUGUCGUGGAAAAACAUGCUGGGAAUCGUUGUAGCGACGGCUGGAGCCGUGGGGUAUAAUGUGGUGAAUCGUCGAAGUCGGACGAAGAGGAGGUUGCCGCCGUUGGAAGCAGAUAGGGAUUUAGUGUAUCAAAAGGUGUGGUUUGUUUGUUGA
Blastocystis hominis is the source of this 455-nucleotide messenger RNA. RefSeq lists its product as hypothetical. Gene Ontology annotation, cellular component: Golgi apparatus. The transcript is spliced from 4 exons. Bases 21 to 455 code for a protein of 144 amino acids. The record is from RefSeq and is a predicted model, not a curated record. NCBI's taxonomy places the organism in Eukaryota, Bigyra, Opalinata, Blastocystidae. Gene Ontology annotation, molecular function: antiporter activity.